AUGGUAGUUUCUUUCUCUCGGAUUUAUGAACAGCAAAAUGACAACCGUCUUGAAGAAUUGGAAUCAAAAAUUUCUAUGCUUAAAGAUAUUACCACGGAUAUUUAUAAACAUGCAUCAGAUACAACGAUGAUUGAUCAGGGCAAACAAGCCAUAACUAGUCUUUCACAAAGUGUUCAGGCUUCUGUGUUACGUUUAAAUCGUCUUCUUUUAGUAAAAACGAGUAUUUUUAAAGGUGUUUGUUUUUUUAUAUUAAUUUUUACAAUAUUAUGGAUGCUUAGUAGAUACUUUUAA
Messenger RNA from Pneumocystis jirovecii RU7, 291 nucleotides. RefSeq lists its product as uncharacterized. Gene Ontology annotation, biological process: intra-Golgi vesicle-mediated transport. The record is from RefSeq and is a predicted model, not a curated record. NCBI's taxonomy places the organism in Eukaryota, Fungi, Ascomycota, Pneumocystomycetes, Pneumocystales, Pneumocystaceae. The transcript has 4 exons. The coding region runs from base 1 to 291 and encodes 96 amino acids.